AUGCCUUCGCAAGGUGCUCAUGGAGAACAAUCUCUCCAUGGAUAUAUCAUCUACUCGUUCACUGCUGACAUCUUCCAAGUGUAUAAUUGUAGAUCAGACACGGACACUCUGAAAUUCAAUGAAGACAUCCUUCUCUCAACGACGUACUUUGAAAGAAAACCCUGGGUAUUUUCAGCCAUAUAUGGCUACCCUUCAGAACAAGCUGAAGUUCUUGUUCGUCGUCUCAUAAAGUUCACUGAGACAGCAUUCCAUCCGCUCAUGAUGCCGAUGGUAUUUGUCGAACAUGAGCGCUCGCGUUUCAUGGAGGCUAUGGAACUCAAAAGUCCAAAGCUGGAGGAACGAAUCAUGGACCUUGAGAAUAGACUUCAAGCGGAUAAGCAGAAGAAGAGUCAAAAUCGUAAAGAAUUAAGGAAAGAAAACCAGGAAAUGACACAGAAGGACUGUGACAGCGCAAAGCUAUGGGACGACGUGAGUCGCUUGAGGAAUGGAAUGGAAAGCUUCCGGAAGGUGCUCGCCUCUCUCGAAGAACAGUUUGUGACAUUCAAAAACCUCAAUCUGCAAUCCCAUCUUCAGGGGCCAGAUGAGAAGGUAGCCGACUCAAUAAGCUCGGAGCACAUUAGGUGCCGGCUCAAGGAAAUGGAUGUAGAGGUUGAUGGCAACAUCAGGAAAUGCGAAGGUCUACUAGCUGGAAUGGCCCUGGCCAUCCAAGUUGAAUGGAACUAUCACACAAGACGAGAUGCCAAGGCAAACAUAUUCAUUGCUCGGGCCUCGCAUCAAGAUAGUACCCAAAUGAAAAUGAUAUCCUGGGUUGGAAUGAUCUUCCUUCCGGGUACUUUCUUCGCGACUUUCUUCUCCAUGUCAUUCUUCCAAUGGAUACCAGAUGAUAGCCCUCGAUUGAUAUCUCCAUGGGUGUGUAUGUAUUUCGGUCUGACAGUCAUCAUCACGGGUGCCAUUGUAUGGUUCUGGUGGCGAAAAACAAAGGACCAACCAGAUCUUGGAGAAUUUCUUGAGUAUAUCGGGGUAGAGGAUAUUGAAAUGGGGUUGAAAGAGCCCCCUCGCCGCAAGCGUUCACAUGAUAGUGAUGAAUCAAGAGAUACAGAAGCUAUCGAGAAGGACGACUAA
This is a messenger RNA of Pestalotiopsis fici W106-1, 1122 nucleotides long. RefSeq lists its product as uncharacterized. Bases 1 to 1122 code for a protein of 373 amino acids. The transcript has 4 exons. The record is from RefSeq and is a predicted model, not a curated record. Lineage: Eukaryota; Fungi; Ascomycota; Sordariomycetes; Amphisphaeriales; Sporocadaceae.